AUGUCAUGUCAACAUCCAAAUUGUUUUUAUCCUAUUCAUUCUAUGUGUACAAACCAUUGUCAUUGGUCUCUCUGUGAAGAACAUAUAAAUGAACAUCGAAAAUCACUUGUAACCGAAUUUGAAGAACUACUAAAAAAUUUAAUUAAUCCAACAAAUGAAUUAUCAAAUUUAAUGGAAGCAAGAAAACAAAGUUUAACUAUAGAACAACAUAAACAACUUGAUUAUCUUAAACAAUCUUAUAAAAAGCAAAUAAAUAAAUUUGAACAACCAUUAAUUAUGAUAAAUAGAUUUCAAGAACAACAUAAUCAAAUAUAUAAACAUUUAAUUCAAAUAAAAACUAAUGAAAUUUUAUUAACACAAAAUGAUUUUCAACCAAUUGAUAUAUUAUCAAAAGAAAUAAAUCAAUAUAAAGAUUCUUUAAAAGAUAAAGAAGAAAAUAGAGUUGAUUUACAACAAACACAAAUUCUACAUAAACAAUGUCCAUUAAUAAGUUUAAAUAUCUAUGGUUUAUUAUCAUCACAUAAUGUACGUUUAUGUUCUCCGAAUAGAAAAAUUGAAUAUUUAUUUAAACAUUUGUGUAAUUAUCAUCAUCUGACAUGUCAUUAUGCAAAUGAAUUAAUCAAAGCCAUUGAACUUAAUUUAGAUCCAAUACAAACAAAAAUAUUUCCUUCGAAUACAAAAAUAACUACUAUUAAUGAUAAACAACCAUGUCCAUUAUAUAAUGCACCAAAAGAAAGUGGAAUUCGUUCUACACCAUGUUCAACUAUGGUUACGGAAAAAUUCUUACCAGUACAUUUACAAAUUGUUCAUCGUCUUCGAUCACCACAAAUCAAGGAACUUAUAAAAAAGAAUUGA
Rotaria sp. Silwood2 is the source of this 855-nucleotide messenger RNA. NCBI's taxonomy places the organism in Eukaryota, Metazoa, Rotifera, Eurotatoria, Philodinida, Philodinidae. The record is from the annotation of a GenBank genome assembly.